AAAUAAACUUGUGCAGCCAUCUGCCGUCUGAGUAGAUGAAUGUCAGUUUUGACGCUAAUGUGUAGUUUGUUGGUAAGCUGCACAGUUUAGGAAUCAGACGCAAAGAAACAGCUGGUCUGGGACGUCCUCCUUCCGACUGCGGCUGUAACCCAGCAGAUACAUCAUCAUGUUCACGGAGCUACUUGUUGCCAUGGUGAUCGGAGGGCUGAUUUUCCUUCUGGUUCAGAGGGGAAGAACCCAGGUUCUGGAGACAGCGGAUGGCUGGUGGUGUACAGGAGAUCCCACUGAUGAAGACGUCACCGUCCGCCCAUUUAAAGUUACCACUAGUGACGAAGAGCUGCAGGACCUGUACCGGAGGAUAGACCAGACCCGUCCUGUUCCCUCAUUGGAGGACAGCCAGUUUAAUUACGGCUUCAACUCCCAGUACUUGCAGAGGGUGGUUUCUUACUGGAGAAAUGACUUUGACUGGAGAAGACAAGUUGACAAACUGAACCAGUACCCUCAUUUUAAAACUAAUGUUGAAGGUAUUGACGUCCAUUAUGUGCAUGUGAAGCCUACGAAGGUGCCUGAGGGGACAAGUGCUGUUCCCUUGAUAAUGGUUCACGGCUGGCCUGGCUCCUUCUAUGAGUUCUAUGGGUUGAUCCCCCUGUUAACAGAACCCUCAAACCCUGAGGACCUCGUGUUUGAGGUGGUGUGUCCCUCCAUACCAGGGUAUGGCUUCUCUGAAGCACCUCAGAAGAAAGGUUUUGAUUCAGUUUGUGCGGCACGUAUCUUCCUCAAGCUCAUGAAGCGUCUGGGCUUCCAGCAGUUCUAUGCUCACGGAGGAGACUGGGGAUGGCUGGUCACCACCAACAUGGCUCAGCUGGAGCCCAAGACUGUUAAAGGCUUGCAUGUAAACUUUGCUCCACCCUCCAAGCCGGGGUUGACUCUAACUUUAUCCAUUGUGCUUGGCCGUCGCUUCCCUUCGCUGUUUGGUUUCUCUGAAACGGAUGUUCAGCGUCUCUAUCCUUGCAUGGAGAAACUGGUGGUGGAAUCCAUUAAAGAGUCUGGCUACAUGCACAUCCAGGCCACCAAACCAGACACUGUGGGUCGAGGGCUGAAUGACUCACCUGUAGGUCUGGCUGCUUACAUCCUGGAGAAGUUCUCCACGUGGACAAGCCAAGAGUUCAGGAACCUGGAGGAUGGUGGACUCACCAGGAAGUUUUCUCUUGAUGACCUGCUGACUAAUGUGAUGAUCUACUGGACAUCUGGGUGCAUUAUCUCUUCCAUGAGGUUUUACAAGGAAAACUUUGGAAAAGGUCUGAACCAGCCUCACACUAAGAUUCCAGUCUACGUCCCAACAGGAUUCGCUUGCUUUCCCAACGAGCUGAUGCACACACCCAAGCUAUGGGUCAAACAGAAAUACCACAACCUCGUCACAUUUACUCCCAUGGCCCGUGGCGGCCAUUUUGCUGCCAUGGAAGAGCCCCAGCUGAUGGCCGAAGAUAUUCAGAAAUUCACAAAAAUGGUUGAGAAGACCAAGAAACAGAAGAGUGUUGUCUGAUAACCCCCCCCCCCCCCCCCCCCCCCCCCCAGUGUAGUUCAGAUGAUAAAACAGUAACCUGUUGAAGAGGCUGCAUAAGAUUAUUCAUCAACUCUUUUUGGUUUUGAUUGGUUUUCUUGUCUGAGACUACAUACAACCACAUUGUUUGCUGCCACCCAGAAGUGUUUUAAUAUCUUUAAAAUUGUGGUGGCAAAAAACAAAGCUUUUAGCAGCACAAAUCAUUGACAGUAAUUUACUUAGAUUUGAAGGAUAAAGGCGGACUUGAUGACCUUUGACCCCUGAAAACAUGUAUUAAUAGCUUUACAAUAAUAUCAGGCCAAAUAAAUACUUUAGCAGUUUAAGCAUCUUACAGAAUUUUUGUUAGAUUUAAAGAAUUUGUGGGGAGGACUUCACUCAGGUGACGAUGUUCAGCUCAGCGUGGUAUCCUCUCUCUCCAGACUGGUAGGAAACUGGGAGGUUUUGUUUUUUCCUGGUUUUGCAUUACAGUGUUCAGAUGCAGACUUAAGCCCAUCAGUUAAAGUCUUUAAUAAUUUUCCUUCAUGAUUCCAGUUUUAUGAUGUUUUUCUUUUUUUUACUGCAAAAUGUUUAAAAUCAAGAGCACAAAGUUAAAAUAUUGAUACAGCUUUCUGUGUGGAGAGUGUGCGAGUCCUGGAUCUGGAGGCAGGUUGGAUGGUGUUAAACAAGAUCAUAAUCUUUAUCAGACUGACUGGAUUAUUAGGAAAAAUGGGAAAAAAAAAUUAUCUCAGUUUGGUCUUAUAUAAGCUCCUAACUCGUAAACAUUUACUAACAGAAGGAACUUGUACGGUACUAAUACACGUGCCUAUGGCAUUAUUUGUUUAUCACAGACCACUUCCAGCUGCAGAUCAGGGGGCACUGAAAACUAACAUCUAGUUUAAAAUCUCUGGUUUCUUUAUAGUAGUUCACCGCUUAUUCCACACGCUGUUGGCUUUGGUUUAUAUUUGCCAACAUGUAAAAGAUGCAUCCUACUUACACUUUCUCAUUUCUUAGUAAGUUUCAACACCAAAAUUUAGAAGUUGUAAACAUGAUGUGUUUUGUUCAGUGGUGGAACUAGACUUUACAUGGGGUGGCCAGACUUUAUCAGGGCCCCUCACAUCCACUGCCGUGAUAACUAUGGUCACAUUAGAGAGGCAUGAAAAAUAAAACAAUUUUUACAUGAAAAGUCUGGAUCACCAAGUAGAAAUAUUUGCAACAAGUUAAAAAAAAAGUUCAUAGAAAGGUUAAUUAAGGAUCUACUAGUUGAUCCAUUUGGGAUGCAGUGUGUGGAGACUGAUGUGGUAGUAGGGGUAUCAAUGGCUUCUCCUAUCUGCACUCCUGGAUCAUUAUCUGGUGGUGGUGGUAAACUGGAUCCUUGUGUAGCUAGCUUCAUGUUGGGAGCUCUAGGGCUGCUAACAUUGGGGCUGGGGUCUAUCUCGGUCUGAACUAUACUAUUCCUCUUUACAAAAAUAAAAAAAAAAACUCCCUUUCUCAUUCUUAAAUCUUCCUAUACAAAAUCUGA
Molecule: messenger RNA, 3059 nt
Organism: Melanotaenia boesemani (Boeseman's rainbowfish)
Lineage: Eukaryota; Metazoa; Chordata; Actinopteri; Atheriniformes; Melanotaeniidae
Gene: ephx1
Product: epoxide hydrolase 1, microsomal (xenobiotic)
Exons: 9
Coding region: 167-1543 (458 amino acids)
Biological process (GO): epoxide metabolic process
Molecular function (GO): epoxide hydrolase activity
Source: RefSeq, a predicted model, not a curated record